UUCAUCUUCUCUCCACCCAUUCUCUACUUUCUUCUACAUUAUGAUCAAGUUGCUCCCCGCCAGCUUUGGAGCGAACUCCUUUUCUGGAUGAAUACGGCUGCCGUUCGUGCACCGGCUGAGCGUGGCCCCCAAGGUUCAGUGACAUCAAUCUGUCGCGACUGGCGCCUGAAAAAGGCUUAUCUCCACUGAAGACUGAGGACGACGCGCCAGGCCUCGAUGAUCCCUCCAACUCUGCUUGACGACUAUCUACACUGUUGACACACCGUACCAUCCCCGUCAACUACCCACCACCCACACCCCUCUCAUCCCACCGAUUGUAUGCGAAGACCAUGGCUUCCCAUCUGUCUCCGCCUCCAGGCGCGGGGCCGUCCUCCCCUCAAAGCGUGGAGAAGAUCACCCAAAGAGCCCAGGAGUAUGAUUACAACCCCCUGGUUCCGUUAAAAUACUGGCUGCGGUCGGCCGCCGCACUCAUCAGUCAGGCCUCCAUCUACGAACGAGAAGGACACGACGAAGAAGCCUACCUGCUUCUCUUCCGACACGCGCAACUAGUCCUCGUGAACCUCGCAAAACACCCCGGUGCCAAAGACCCCCAGAAUCAAAAAGGCCUGCUGGAGGCAGAGAAGGAGGUCCAGAAGAAUCUCGCCAAGUUGGAGACGUUGAAACCUCGCAUCAACAAGCGGUAUGAGCGUUACCUACAGCUGGCGCGCGAUCGUAAAGCCCGCGGUCCUUCCCGGGGGAGCGUCACUCCGUCUGACUUCGGCCAAAAAGCUGCCGUCGACCCCGGGGUGGUUGCUGAGCCGUUGGAAGCGCACGAGAAUAAAGAUUUGGCGGUUAAGUUGGCCCGCACGGAGAUCAGCCGGAGAGCGACGGUGCGGAAGGCUGUUCACGACGCUGGGAUAUCGCCUGAGGAGGAACGGCGUCGUCGCACGGCCGGGGUUUGGGGCCAGUGGGAGCAUGAGUUGGAGAAGGACGAACGGGAUACGAAUGGGGAUUUGAGUCGGCGAAUUCAGGAUGUGAGGACGCAUAUGGACUCGGCCCCUGCUGCUGACCAGCGCCAAAAUCGGGUGUCCAAAUCGGCUGUCAGGCCACCGGCGACCUCAUCGACUUCGGGAUACAAGUACCCGACGGUUCCUCCUCGCCAGAAGCUUUCAGAUAUUUCGCCCCUUCAGCCAACCAACAGACCUCGAGACGACUCAACGGUCCGUCUGGAGGCUCCAUUGCUACCUCCUAAAAAUCCGCUCAUCCAACCAGCGCUCUUUGACACGCCGCCACCACCACGACCAGAUAAGGUCUCGUCGACUCCUCCCGCGCCCCCGGCUUCCGCCCCGCCUCUCCCCUCCAAGGUCCAGCCCGCAGAGAAUGGAGAAAGUGCACGCAGUAAACUAGACCCAUCCAGCUUCACCUUCAAGCCCGCUGCCUACCUCGAGAACGGGAGCCCUCUCCGCACAGUUUUCCUCCCCCCGGAGUUACGAUCCCAGUUCCUAUCGAUAGCGGAGCCCAACACACGGCGCAACCUCGAGACAUGCGGCGUCCUUUGCGGCACACUAAUCUCCAACGCCCUCUUCAUCUCCCGCCUCAUCAUCCCCGAACAAACCUCCACAUCAGACACCUGCGAGACCCUCAACGAAUCCGCCAUCUUCGACUACUGCGACUCGGAAGACCUAAUGAUGCUCGGAUGGAUCCACACCCACCCCACCCAGACAUGCUUCAUGAGCUCCAGAGACCUGCACACCCACUGCGGCUACCAAGUCAUGCUCCCCGAAAGCUUUGCCAUCGUCUGCGCCCCCAGCAAGAUGCCCGACUGGGGCAUCUUCCGCCUGACUGAUCCGCCGGGUCUGAAAACCGUCCUCAAUUGUACGCAGUCGGGUCUGUUUCAUCCUCAUGCUGAGAGUAAUAUCUACACUGAUGCCCUACGACCGGGUCAUGUCUUUGAGGCUAAGGGGCUGGAGUUUGAGGUCGUGGAUUUACGGCCUAAUGGGUCGCAUUAUUAAAUAUGAUACCCGUCCCACUUCUCUUCUCAGAACUGUAGUCUUCUGGAUGCUGCUAUGGAAUGAACGAAUAUACUCUUCUCCAUAGAUUUUCGAAGUAGCGGCGAAUAUCGCACGAUGUCAUUAAUAUGUGGUGGACCUCGUGAUUCAUAGUCGAGUCUAUUAGACAUUUCCACCCGUCUCGGUCUGCCAACCGAUUCGCUGCAGCUGAUACCCAACCCCAACUCUCUGGACUCUCCACCUGGACUUGAU
This is a messenger RNA of Aspergillus candidus, 2240 nucleotides long. RefSeq names its product putative endosome-associated ubiquitin isopeptidase (AmsH). The transcript has 2 exons. NCBI's taxonomy places the organism in Eukaryota, Fungi, Ascomycota, Eurotiomycetes, Eurotiales, Aspergillaceae. The record is from RefSeq and is a predicted model, not a curated record. Gene Ontology annotation, cellular component: endosome; membrane. Gene Ontology annotation, molecular function: protein binding; metal-dependent deubiquitinase activity; K63-linked deubiquitinase activity. Bases 330 to 1991 code for a protein of 553 amino acids. Gene Ontology annotation, biological process: protein K63-linked deubiquitination.